AUGAUUUUCCUUCGUCAUCAUCUGGAUGAAGGAGUGAAGGUUGAAUACCUUACUGUGAAAGAUCCAUUUGAAUUGUGGAUUGAUUUGAAGGAAAGGUAUGACCACCUAAAGACCACGGUACUGCCUAGAGUUAGUUAUGAGUGGAUGUACUUACAGUUUCAAGACUUUAAAAUCGUUGUUCAAUAUAAUUCUGUUGUAUUCAAGAUUGUUUCCCAAAUGAAAUUAUGUGGGAAAACUAUAAAUGAUGAGAACAUGAUGAAAAAAAUACUAACUACUUUUCAUGCUUCAAAUGUGAUAUUGCAGCAACAAUAUCGUGAAAAGGGCUUUCAGAAGUAUUCUGAAUUGAUCUAUUGUCUUCUAGUGGUUGAGCAACAUAAUACCCUUUUGAUGAAAAAUCAUGAAGUCCGUCUCACUGGAGUUGCUUCACUACCGGAAGCAAAUGGGGUACAAGCACAUGGCCAGCCUGAAAGACGGCAAGAUCGGGGUCAUAAUAAUAUGCGUGGACGUGGCAAUGGCAGGGGACAGUAUAAAAGUAUUCUCUUCUUUGGUGAUAGCAACCAAAGAAGAGAGAACCAAAUGAGUCCCCAAAACAAUCCUUCAAGAGGUAAUUGUCAUCGUUGUGGCAUGAAAGGCCACUGGAAGAAUGAAUGUCGGACGCCUAAGCAUUUUGCUAGGCUUUAUCAAGAAUCAUGCAAAAGAAAGAGAAAUGAAGGUGAGACCUCUUCUAAUGCCCGAAUGGAGUCAUAUUUGACUUUCAAAAAUGAUGAUGAGGCAGGACCUUCACAAAAAUACGAUGACAAUGUUGAGGCAAACUUGUUCUUGAAAGAUGAUGAUUUUUAUGGCAUUCAUGAUAUAACUCAUUUGGAAGCUAAAGACUUCUUUGGAGACCAAAACUAA
Molecule: messenger RNA, 897 nt
Organism: Capsicum annuum
Lineage: Eukaryota; Viridiplantae; Streptophyta; Magnoliopsida; Solanales; Solanaceae
Exons: 1
Coding region: 1-897 (298 amino acids)
Molecular function (GO): nucleic acid binding; zinc ion binding
Source: RefSeq, a predicted model, not a curated record